AACAAAUGCUUCCGUUCAGACAAACAAUACAUAUAGAUCAGUGUGCAGUCCCCUUUAAAAACUACUAGAUGAUUCAACAAGGAAGUUCCUAACAGAAAUGAAAGGAAAGUUGCUGGUGAAUUUCCGUUGCUCUCUUAACUUCUACUGUAGGUGUGCUUAGUGACUUUCAAGGGUUGCUGCUAAGGUUGAAUUGAAGAGGAAAAUGUGCCUGCUUUUAACGCACAAAUGGUCAUACAGGAACGAAAUGGACUUUAUUUGACACUCCUGUCGUCGGUUGGAUGUGAAUGAAUGUUACAAACGUGUUGAGUGCCGAAAUACACUGAUUCACUCAUGUCAUCCUCCUGUGUCAGCACAAUGACCGCAAGUACAGCAAACCACCUUUGGCUCAUUGAUGACAUUCUUGGACAGGGAGCAACAGCAAGCGUCUACAAAGCACGAAACAAGAAAACAGGUGAGCUGGUUGCUGUGAAGGUCUUUAACUUGGUGAGCUACAACAGGCCUUAUGAAGUUCAGAUGAGGGAGUUUGACGUGUUGCAGAGGCUCAAUCAUGUCAACAUUGUUAAACUCUUUGGUGUGGAGGAGAUGCAUAUGAACCCAAAGCAGAAGGUUCUGGUGAUGGAGUUCUGUUCAGGUGGCAGCCUGCUGAACCAACUGGAGGAGCCUGAGAAUGCUUUUGGCCUGUCUGAGUCUGAGUUCCUCAUCGUGUUGCAGUGUGUGGUUCAAGGAAUGAACCACUUGCGGGAGAAUGGGGUAGUCCACAGGGAUAUUAAACCUGGCAAUAUCAUGAGGCAAGUGGGUGAGGAUGGACGCUCCGUGUACAAGCUCACAGACUUUGGCGCUGCCCGGGAGUUGGAGGACGAUGAGAAGUUUGUGUCCAUAUAUGGCACAGAGGAAUACCUGCAUCCUGACAUGUACGAGCGUGCAGUGUUAAAAAAGCCUCAGCACAAAGUUUAUGGAGUGUCUGUGGAUCUUUGGAGCAUUGGUGUCACCUUCUAUCAUGCUGCCACUGGCAGCCUUCCCUUUAUACCAUAUGGAGGCCCACGCAGAAACAAGAAGACCAUGUACAAAAUCACAACAGAUAAGCCAGAGAGAGCUAUAUCAGGUGUACAGAAGGUGGAAGAUGGUGCUAUUGAAUGGAGCUACCAACUGCCACUCUGCUGCCAGCUCUCAGAGGGUUUAAAGACCCAGCUGGUACCAGUGUUGGCCAGCAUAUUGGAGGCCAAUCAAGAGAAGUGUUGGGGCUUUGUCCAGUUCUUUGCUGCUACUACUGACAUCCUGCACAGCAUCACAAUCCAUAUUUUCUCUCUCCAGCAGGCCACUGCUCACAGAAUCUACAUCCACUUUCACAACACAGUCUCAAUCUUUUUUGAGGAUGUUCAGGCCCAGACUGGUAUUGAACCCACAGUUCAACAGUACCUGUUUCAGGGUCAUCCUCUUAUAUUGGAGCCAACCAUGAAAGUUGUCAACCUUCCCCCCACCAGUUCAGACUCUCCUAUCAUUCUGAUCAGCCGACGGCCAGAGAAACUUGUAGGACUUCUGUACAGAGAGCCUGAAGCCUCUGCCAUACCCACAAGGUUUGAUGUCAUGGCAGAUUACACUUUUUCCAAGACUGUUGUCGGGGUCAUCCAUCAGUACCUGCGUAUAGCUCGCCUCCUCCAGAAGUACAGGGAACUGAUUCUGCAGGGAUUCUAUAGCUACAUUGAAAACACAGGCUUGGAGUGCAGUAACGUGGGACACAGGAUUGCCAUGGUGAAUAUGAAGUUGAUAUCUUGUAUCAGCACAGAGGAGAACCUCCACAAAUUCACACACAAGUUUGCACAUGAGUUUCCAGACUUCAUAGACAAUAAAAAGAAACUUGCAAUGAUUGAAGAGGAUUUGCAGCGGAUGUACGGCAAUGGAAUCAGAGAGUUUCAGAAUCAACUGCAGCACCUGCAUGUCAUGCUGUCUAAACACACAGAGACCCUGGCUCAGGAUAAGAGCAUCCAGAAGAUGGAGGUUCUGUUGGGAAAAAUUGUUGCGGUUCAUCAGCAGUAUUGCAAAGACAGAGUGAUGGGGAAACUCAGCUAUAAUGAUGAACAGAUUCACAAGUUUGAAAAGCUCAAUCUGGCAUCAUACAUAAAGAAGGUGAAGACUCUGUUUAAGGAUGACUGUUUGCAGAAAUAUCAGGAUGUUCUGAUGGCUUCAGGAAGUUGGAACAGAGUUCUAUACGAGUUGCAGACAAGUCUGGAACACUUCAGUGAGAUCCUGCGACAGAAGAUGGGAGAUCUGCAUUUGUGUGAGGCUCAACAGACCAAGGUUCUGGACAGAGCUGUGGCCAGAGCUGUUCAGCAGCCAAUUGGAGCUGAGAGCAUGGAUGGACCGAAAAAAAAUGAUCACAUGAUCUUCAAAAUGACCAGAUUAAAAGAUGAGAUGGAGGCAGUGGCACGGGAAUUACAGAAUAACAACAACAUCAUAGAAAGUCUUGGAGCUCUUCCCCCAACACUUUCAAUGGAGAAAACAAUACCUCAACCCAGCAAACCAUGAUGAUCUGAUAGAAGAUUAAGAAGAUCAAGAAUAUGGAAUUCAGCAAAAUAUUAUUUUUAUUCACAGGGCCAGGAUUUCUUGGCACAAGGAAAAGAGAAAGCAAAAGACUUAUGCAUUUCCCUUCACUCAGUUUACAGUUUUGGAUGAAAAUUAAAAAAUUAAACCGUUCUUAAAAUGUUAUUGCGUUAGAUGUUGAAAUAUCAAAUUUGGUGGCAAGUGUUUUUAAGAAAGAAUACACAAGCAUACUUUUCAAGCAAAACAUUUCACAAAAAGAAAUGUGUUGUUAUUUAACAUUAUAACACAGUAGAUGUACUGUUUUUGUACUGCUUUCAAAGUAUUUGGAGACUUUCUGGUUGUCAAACUUCAUGUAAAGAGUAACCUGGUACUAACUUUGGUAGUAAAAAAAAAAGUGAAAAGUGCUUAGAAGAGGUUUUAUAUUUUAUGACAUUUUUAAGGAUGGCUUAAGUGCCCAAAUACUUUUGGUGGCUACUGCAGUGUACAUUUUCUGUUAUAUUUAUGUUCUUGCUGACACUUUCUUGCCAUAAAGAAAAACGUUUUACAUCACAUUUAUGGCUAUUAGCAGGACAAGCAGAUUGCACAAGGCAAAGGAGUCUUGGCCCCAAAUGCAAAGAAAUAACCCAAAACAAUUCAAAAACGUUACCACAGAUCUAUAUUACUCCUACAGCAAUUUUGCUGAGUAAACUAGAGACCCCUUUGCUUAGAUAUUGAUGGCAGCGUGCAUUCGGCUGACAAUAAUGUUGUAAUUAUUGCACAUGGAAUAAAGAGAGAGGUAUUAAAUCUGCCCUGUGUGUAAUUGAUUCUGCUUUUUAAAGAUAACUGUACAACAGCACAAAUGUAAUUAGUCUAUUGAUCACAACAGAGUAAUCACAGUGUGAAACUCUAAAGGGUUUUUUCAUUUUUUUUGUACUUAUCAGAUUAUGCUGUGUAUAUCAGCUUUUUGUGUGUCUGUUUCUUGUUUAGUUUUUUUUUUUUUUUUUACUGUGUUGAACUGGGUUCUGGUAAACUGUGAACAAUGACUCCAAAGAUGAUUAUCAUACAAGUACUGACAGGCUUCAACAGGCUCAUCAUGUUGUUUACUAAAAUUACACGAAGUAUAAUUUAGAAAGUAAAAGAUGUGUUAGGUGGGAUCUGAUGUCAUUUUACAUGGUGACAUCAGUGAUGGGGAAUUCCUCAUGCUCAGGGGGAACUGUGGUGACCUUAUAAAGACCAUUGAGUGGUUUUAAUUUUGUGUGUGUUUGUUUUCAAAUGGAAAUUUUAUCAACUUUCCUCACUUCCAUUUUGUAAGCUGCUAUGUAUUUAAUGUUUUGUAUUUGUUAUUGCUUUCUGUUUGAGGUGGAAAGAGGUACUUCAUAGACUGCAUGUGCUAUUAAUAAAGUAUAGGAAUGCACUAUGAAACUUAAAAAAAAAAUGUCUUAAUAAAAAUUUAAAUAUUUAUCAAAUAUGUUGUUUAUAGAAUAUAAAUGUUUCAUAUUUAUACUAUACAAUACAUAAUUUUUACUAUACAAUAAAUAAUUUGUAUUAAAGUUAUAAAUAACCAAUUAGAUAAAUAUUGAUAAAUGGAAUAAUCUUUAUUUGAG
Xyrauchen texanus (razorback sucker) is the source of this 4121-nucleotide messenger RNA. RefSeq names its product inhibitor of nuclear factor kappa B kinase subunit epsilon (gene ikbke). Gene Ontology annotation, cellular component: cytoplasm. NCBI's taxonomy places the organism in Eukaryota, Metazoa, Chordata, Actinopteri, Cypriniformes, Catostomidae. Bases 331 to 2523 code for a protein of 730 amino acids. Gene Ontology annotation, biological process: peptidyl-serine phosphorylation. Gene Ontology annotation, molecular function: ATP binding; protein serine/threonine kinase activity. The record is from RefSeq and is a predicted model, not a curated record. The transcript has 22 exons.